This is a messenger RNA of Columba livia (rock pigeon), 2275 nucleotides long. RefSeq names its product mediator complex subunit 20 (gene MED20). Lineage: Eukaryota; Metazoa; Chordata; Aves; Columbiformes; Columbidae. The transcript has 4 exons. The coding region runs from base 130 to 768 and encodes 212 amino acids. Gene Ontology annotation, molecular function: transcription coactivator activity. Gene Ontology annotation, biological process: regulation of transcription by RNA polymerase II. Gene Ontology annotation, cellular component: mediator complex. The record is from RefSeq and is a predicted model, not a curated record.
CACGCACACGGGACACGGACACGGGACAGACACGCGUGCGCCCCGGCCACGCCCCUUCCGGCGGCGUGGCGGCCACGCCCCUUCCGGCGGGCGGCGGUACUUCCGUCCCGGCGCGGCGGGCGGCUCAGCAUGGGGGUGACCUGCGUGGCGCAGGUGCCGGUGGCUGAGGGGAAGAGCGUCCAGCAGACGGUGGAGCUGCUGACGCGGAAACUGGAGCUGCUGGGGGCCGAGAAGCAGGGGACGUUCUGCGUGGACUGCGAGACCUACCACACCGCCGCCUCCACCAUCGGCAGCCAAGGGCAGACAGGGAAGCUGAUGUACGUGAUGCACAACUCCGAAUAUCCCCUCAGCUGCUUCGCCCUCUUUGAGAACGGCCCCUGCCUCAUCGCGGACGCCAACUUCGAUAUCCUGAUGGUGAAGCUGAAAGGGUUUUUCCAGAACGCCAAGGCCAACAAGAUUGAGAGCCGGGGCACCCGCUACCAGUACUGCGACUUCUUGGUGAAGGUGGGCACGGUCACCAUGGGGCCCAGUGCCCGCGGGAUAUCUGUGGAGGUGGAGUACGGCCCCUGCGUGAUCGCCAACGACUGCUGGAACCUGCUCAUGGAGUUCAUGCAGAGCUUCAUGGGCAGCCACGCUCCCGGCGUCCCCUCCGUGUUUGGCACCAAGCACGACAGCGUCUACGGCCCCGCGGACACCAUGGUUCAGUACAUGGAGCUCUUCAACAAGAUCCGCAAGCAGCAGCAGGUGCCCGUGGCCGGGAUCAGGUGAACGGGAGUCCUGGAGCUGGAGCCUCCGCGUCCUUCGGCCCCUGGGGACCGGGGGUCCCUCUGAACAGCCACGCUGGAGGCAGCCCCAGGUCGUGGGUUUUGUUGUUUUCAGUCUCUUUCCCGUCUCAAAGCAAAGUUCUGUGCGUGUUUCUUGUUCUUCUUCGUGGUUUGGAGCGUGUCUGGGACCGGGCCCGUGCUUCUGAUGGUGCUUUGUACGGCGCUUUGCGCAGGGGCUGCUGUUCGUGGAGGGGAGAGGACGAAUUCCAGCCAAAUGUGUGCGAGGGCAGAGCUUCCCGAUUGCAAAGAGCUGCAGGAGAGACUUUUCAUUUUUGUUUUUUAGAUAUCUGCAUCAAAAUAUCUUGUUAUUUUUCAUCAAAAUAAAAAGCUGUAUUUUGUGAGGAGGUGGAGUCUUUCCGCAUAGGAAGCGUUGUGCUGUUUCGUAUUGUUUAUUUACAGCUUUUGAAACUUUCUGUGGAAUGGAGACAAUUCUUCAGCAUGGUUUUAUCUUCAAUUUGGCUCGAGAGCUCUAUAUCCCUGAAGCAAACUAAUAUUCCUGUGGCAAAAUCUGCAGGAAUUCUGGCAUUCCUGUUACAGCUGUGUUCUUAGCUUGCCUUCAUCUUUUAUAUCUGAUGGGAGCAUUCAACCCUUCUACCUCUCAGCUUGAAGCCUCGUGAUGAAUAAAUGAGGCAGGAGCCCUCUCACGCGUUGAAGAGAACACCAGGCGUUUAUCUCGUGUUUGACUGGCGCGUGACGAAUGUCCCAUCCCUGCACACCAUCUGAGAACCGUAACUUCACCAGAUUGAAUGGAGGAAGGAAUGAUUUGGGGAGGAAGAGCCAAAAAUUUACUAUAAGACUUAACAAUACAAUAUCUCUUGAACAUUUUUCUUGUAGCACUGAUUUCUUUUUACAGCAACCAGGGAAAUGCGAUCCCUUUUGCGCUACCUGUCCCAUGGGUUUGAUGUGUUCUGUAUCUAUCUGGCUCGCAACUGUCCUUCUUUUAAUUCUCCUGCUCGGUCUGGGGUUACACAGAAACACCCUCAUUGCGCCCCCCCCUUUGCGCGGGGCUGCCCUCCCGGUUUCGGGGAUGCUGGGAGCAGCAGGUUCUGGCUCUGCAGCCCGUGUCCCGCACACGACGGGCGGGCGCGAAGGAGGCGUGGGGACGGUGUUAGGACGGGAGACUUGCAAGAAGGACGGUGGUUCCUCGGGAGGAGCCGCGAGCGUCUCGCUCACAGAGAAUCUCGUUGGGUCUUGAAGAGUCUGAAGAGCAAAUAAAACAGAAAUGGAUUUCUCCUAAAUGGAUUUUCCCUUCUGAAGCAGGACAUUUGUGACUUGAUUGCUGGUGCAGAACUAGUUAUUUACAUUUAUACCUUUAAGUCUAAUUAACUGUUAGAGUGCUGUAGCUUUUAGUCUGGGCAUUUAAUAAAUGUAAACAGCACUGGGUCCAGAAGGAUCCGGUUAAUGAGCCGUAAUAAAUGGCAUAAUGUGCCAAAAGUGUGUUAGAAAUUCCA